This is a messenger RNA of Clavispora lusitaniae ATCC 42720, 4497 nucleotides long. It is a transcript of the gene TSC2, whose product is annotated as Tsc2p. NCBI's taxonomy places the organism in Eukaryota, Fungi, Ascomycota, Pichiomycetes, Serinales, Metschnikowiaceae. The record is from RefSeq and is a predicted model, not a curated record. Gene Ontology annotation, molecular function: GTPase activator activity. Gene Ontology annotation, cellular component: TSC1-TSC2 complex; cytoplasm; nucleus. Gene Ontology annotation, biological process: positive regulation of GTPase activity; negative regulation of TOR signaling; regulation of small GTPase mediated signal transduction.
AUGUCCAAAAAGGGCAGCGUCCACAGUGGAUUUAGUGGCGUCUUCAAGUCAUUUACCAAGUCGCUAAAACCAACAUCGGGAAAUGUCCAUGUUGUCUUCAAUGCACUGGUCGUUGGUGGAGGUAAAGACAUGCCGAAGCUACUACUUCAACUUCAAAGCGGAUCAUUGACAUCCAGAGCCUCUGCUGCGUCUGAAAUCACAGAAAAUAUAGAGAAGUACUCCAUCUCCUCGAUCCCAGAAGUGUGGUACCUUGCGAGAGACUUGUGCGACCAUAAAGCUCAAUCAUCAAUAAGAAGAGUGGCAGUGAAACUAAUGAUCCAAUGUAUCAAGCAUGCCGAGGUUGCCGUGAGCAACAAACUAAUGUUCUUCAACGAUAUAACAACGUAUUGUCAACUUCGAGAGUCCAGUGUCGAUGCCGAGUUCGAUUUGUUUCUCAAUGCAUUGCGAAAUCUUACCGAUGAUGGGAAGGAUAUUCACGAUUUGUACAUUUACGACUCGAGCAAAAACUGGCGCACAUUCAUUAUUCAGAGCUUCUCGUCUCUUUCGAAAACACAGCUCAACAGCUCCGAUGACUCUGCUCUGCGAAAUCUACUUACGUUGGUGCGCUACUUGAAGAACUGUUUCAAAUUCAACUCCAAUGUCAUUGACGAGGAGAUGGUAAGUUCUAUUAUCCGCAUCUCACUUCGUGUGUCCGAGUCCGUGCAGAAUACGGAUCUUUUAUCUGCCCUUCUUGAGUUGAUCAAGAUAAUACUGAUGUUUGGAUUUGUUCCACAAGACAUGUACUAUAAUGUUCUCAUUUCCUUAUGUCGUCUCAGUGCAUCUGCCGAAAACCUUAAUGAGCUUGCCUGGGAGUCAAUCAAAUCUAUGUAUUACAACUCUCCGACUACAGUCUUCAAUACCAUGUGCCAAAUACUCCAAAAUCCAGAAUUUCAGCAAUUUGAAUCAUGGGAUACUUUAUCAUCAACUAUCCAUGAUCCAUCACCCAAAAGCUCGGCUGCAUUACAAAAGUCACUUUUGGGCGCCCUAGAUAUGCUAGAACGCAUUCUCUUAGAGGCUGGUACGAGAUCUUUUGCCACGGACUACACGUCAGACUUAACCAUAACAUCGUUGAUAGAUUGCAUGAACCAAAAAGUGGGGGUUAUAAAUACUGGCAUACUUCGAAUGUUAGAUCAUCUUCUUGCAGACCAUGAAGUCUGUGACGCCCUUUUCCCAUUCCAGUCCUGGUAUUCAUCUUCGAGGUCAAUCUUUCUUCUACUAUCGAGUUUUCGAGUGCAACUGGAACAAGAAUCAGAGUAUUGGACAUCUCUAUGUUCUUCAAUAUUUCAGCAUUUUGACAGCGGUUCUCUUCUUGCACCUAAAAGCAAAAUCAUUGACUUGUUUAUGAGAUACCCUGAUCUACUUCCGAAAAAUAUCGCUGAGUAUUGCCUACAUUACUUCGAAGAGGAAAAACAUUGUACCAUACUUGAUCCCUUUUCUAAGGAGAAUUGUCGAAAGGUUCUUGACAGUUUCUAUUAUUCCCAUGGGAAACCAAGAAUACCAUCUGAACUUAGAAUAAAAGCUUUAUCAACGAUUGUCCACGGCUAUGAAUUUUCAUUGGCUAUGGCAGAUGAUUUUGCUAUGAAUAAGGACAUUAUAUUGGAUAUUUUACGAAGUUCUUUGGAUGAAGACGAUCCAGCGGUACUCAGUUUUGUGGUAGAGAGUUUUCUUUCCGUGUUUCUUAAGAACUCAUCGUUGGCACUUUUACAGUCAUUGAUUGCUCUUUUUAUUCCAUUAUUGCAAUCAAAAAGGAGACCAGACAGAAUCAAGAGCAUCGUGUCCUUAGGUUCGUAUGGGUCGAGUUCCGUGCAUCCGAGAGUAUCAUCCAUCAAAAGCGUAAGCGAGAAACAAGAGGAGACCGUGUAUGUCAGCCCAGGAUACAUCACUCUCUUAGCAAGGACAUUUUGUAAACACUUUGUGAUUUUUUGCGUGGAAGAUGCCCUUAAAGCCAAGGAGACUUAUGAGUUCUUGCUCCACAUGCUCCGUUUCUGCUUGAAUUCGGAAAUGUAUGAGCCGGUGAUAGUAUUGCUCAAAUGUUUUAUGAGGCUUCGUGCAACAUCGGAUCGGGUCUUGUAUUUCACUGAACCAGCUAAUAUGGGGGGCUUAGCGACCGCAUUGAAAAAAAAUAAAGAAGACGAGAGCUAUACUAACGAAGAAAACAAUUGGUGGGUAUAUCCUGAGGGUUGUGAUUUCCUUCCUAGGGAGUACUUUGGUAGGUAUAAUCAGAAUUUACAGGCAGCUCAACCAGGAUCUACAAGUCUUCAUAUUGGGCAACAUGACGUGGUUCAUUUAGACUUAUCGCCGUACUUUAGCACAGUUCUCACCAUCUUGGAGGAAUUUUAUCAUUGGGAGGUGUAUUCAUUUGUCUGGGCACACUUAUGUUCUCAAUUAGCGAACAGGAGUUUCUUUGCUGGUCAAAGAGAUUAUAUUAUGAGACUCCAUAAAGUUGUAUGCGACCAAUUGACUUUAAGAGUCCCGAAAAGCCUUGUGUUCCCUUUGAAGAAUUCCGAGUUUACUAAACAUGAUUUGCAAGUGGUGUGCAUCAGAACCAUGUCAUCUUUGAUAGGGUACCACACGGACUUUAGAAAAUCUGAAGAAGAUCAAAUAGUCAGCUCGCUUCUUUUCAGUUUAGAUUCGUGGCAGCAAACUGCAAUCCCUUGUUUCCAUUUGCUAAACGUGUGCUGUUAUGAAAUCCCUUUAUCAUUGAAGAAAUUCCUUACUGCCAUUUUGACUAGAUUGCAGAACGGAGUUACGAGUGCGUUUGCCAGUUCGCCAGCGCUUGAAUUCCUUAUGUCAUUGAUCCAUGUUCCGUCCAUGACUUCAAGCUUUACACUGGGUGAUUUCAAGCGCGUAUUUGCAAUAGCUUUCAAGUACAUCCAGUAUGCUCUUGAUGUUAAAUCACGGGGUGCAAAUUCACUCGAUGGUGAACAACCAUCCAUUUUACAGAGCCAUGGAGUGGAUGCAGAGGUCGAUAAGAAAGCGUCUACACAAGCUACUGAAAUCACGCCAAUACUCAACGAAUAUCUUCUAGUGGUCUCACAAUUGGUGGUUUGUCUUCUUUUUUUGAAGAUAAAAUUGUACGAUAGGCGCCAUUUUAGUGGUUUCAUUAUCAAAAACAUCAUCAUUUCAAGUGGGUGCAAAAACAUUAGAGAUUUGGAUGAGCGGUCGAUUGCGUUCUUGGACUUCAUAUCAAGGUUCACAUUUAGUGACAUACCACUUGAAAUUGUCACGAACAAUAAACGGACCAACUCGACAUCACUUGUGAGCAACAAAUGGAUUGUGGGACACUCCAUAAUCACUAUUGAAACAGAAAGUUCCAGCGGCAAUUGCGCCAUUACAUUGAGAAGGCCGACAGGCAUAUCUGUAUUUGACAUGAAAUUAGAUAAGUCCAUGUUGCCGGCGACGCUUCGUCAGGAAGAGAAGAAGCCCAUUGUAACGAACGGAUACUUUUUGUUACAAAUGUUCAAGCCUCUCGAUCCGUCGAACACUUCCAAACCUAUUGCAUUGCUUGAAGAUGCCGCCACCGAACGAGCAAUAAACACUUUGGACCGUCUUGCUGUUGUAUCUCAACAUAAGGUUGGAAUUAUGUAUAUCGGACCGGGUCAGAAGAGCGAAGAAGAAAUCUUGGGUAAUGCGGUUGGAUCUGCUGCGUUCAAUAUGUUUUUGGAUGGCAUCGGCCACUUGGUUAGAUUGAAAGACUGCCGGUCAGUUUAUAUUGGUGGUUUGGACUCGGAAAAUGGCACCGAUGGUGAUUAUGCCUACUUUUGGAGCGACCAUGUGGCGCAAUUGGUUUUCCACACAACCACAUUAAUGCCUACACUGGCUAGUGACAAGUAUUUUUCAUCCAAGAAAAGACAUAUUGGCAACAACCACGUGAACAUUUUCUUUGACGAGUCUGGGGUUCCGUUCAAUUUUAACGUGAUCAAGUCACAGUUUACUUUCAUGAACAUUGUCAUCUCGCCGCAUACUGUGGCCCAGAAUGGUGAUAGCGAGUGCGAUUUUUACAUUGUGAAAACCUAUCGGCGUAGUGGAGUGCCAGGUAUUUUCUCCACCACGCAUUUUAAACUCAUUUCGAGAGAACAACUCCCGCACUUUGUUCGGAACACAGUUCUCUUGGCCGAUCGACUUGCUCAAGUUUGGCAUUAUUCGGUAAGAGGAGAUUACACCACAAACUGGGCACUUCGUGUCCGGCACAUUGAUGUCCUCACGCAAAAGGCUCUAGACUCCCAUAGAGCCCUUAAAGAUGAACAGCUUCGCUCGGGAGACCAAUCUGGAGCGACGGAAAAUGGUACGGCGACCGGUGAGAAUGCCUAUGUUGAUAUGACGCAGUCCUUCUUAGAACAGCUCCAGCCGACGUCUGUUGCCAGCGUUUCAAGCAGCCAGAUUGCCUCCAAAUUCGAGUACGUUUCUGACAACGACAACGAGGCAUACUCGCUUCUAGAGUUCAACUCUUAUGUUUGA